Emericellopsis atlantica is the source of this 861-nucleotide messenger RNA. RefSeq lists its product as uncharacterized. The transcript has a single exon. Lineage: Eukaryota; Fungi; Ascomycota; Sordariomycetes; Hypocreales; Bionectriaceae. The record is from RefSeq and is a predicted model, not a curated record. The coding region runs from base 1 to 861 and encodes 286 amino acids.
AUGAAGUACUCUACUAUCCUCUCUACUCUGGCUGCCGCUGGCGCCGUGUCAGCCCAGGCGAACCCCUCGUCUACUCCUACCGCUUGCCCAGCUGCUGGCGAGACCAACGCCGCUGGCGACUACGGUUGCAACCCCAACCGUGAGUACCCAGGCGAGGCCUGUGCUCUGAUAGGCGACUGCUACAUCCUCCGCGGUCUGGGCCUGCUUUCCACCACGACCAGUAGUGCCAACCCUACGUCUACUCCAGCUGCUUGUCCGGCCGCUGGCGAGACCAAUGCCGCUGGCGACUACGGUUGCAACCCCAACCGUGAGUACCCAGGCGAGGCCUGUGCUCUGAUCGGCGACUGCUACAUCCUCCGCGGUCUGGGCCUGCUUUCCACCACGACCAGCAGUGCCAACCCUACGUCUACUCCAGCUGCUUGUCCGGCCGCUGGCGAGACCAAUGCCGCUGGCGACUACGGUUGCAACCCCAACCGCGAAUACCCAGGCAAGGCCUGUGCUCUGAUCGGCGACUGCUACAUCCUUCGCGGUCUUGGCCUGCUUUCCAGCUCGACAAACAGUGUCAAGCCGACCCCUGGCCCCUACAGCUCCAUCAACACGGGCAAGCCACCCCAGCCCACCACCUUCGUCCCCGCGACUCGCAACGUCACCUCCGUCAUCAACGGUGUUACUACCGUGGUCCCAGUUGUCCACAGCAGUGUCGUCCACAGCGCCUACGUUACCACUGGAGCUGACGGCGCGGUCACUACUGUCCCGGCUCAGACCGUCCCAGCCUACACCGACGGUCCCACUGCUGGUGGUGCUCGCCUGUCUGUCGCCGGUGGUCUCGCUGCGCUCGCAUUUGCCGCUGCCAUGUUGUAA